UGUCUUAAAAGUAAACGGGAGCCGGCUUGUCCUCGGACGAGUGUAGGAUGUGGGUGGGGCUGUUGGCCAAGCCUGCAAACAGCUGUAAGUUCAUGGAAAGAUUUGCCGCGUCUGGUUUCGUCCGCAUGCGCAAAGGUAAAGAGGCGGGGUAAGUGACGUUGCACCUACCUGAUUAUCUAUGCAUGCCAGGAGCUCAAGCAGCUGCUGAAUGAGGGAAGUUGGGAGUAUGAAAAUGCCCACGGAGAUAUAACGUAGUAAAUUAAACCUGGCAGAAAAAUGCUAUUGCUUAAUGUUGGAUGGACAUUCCUUAACAACCCAUCAUUCCAUUGAUCCGUUUCUAUUUUCAUUUUUGGAAGAACACCGACCAGAUCGUACGGAAUUGAGGCACAAAGGCAGAUGCGGCUCUAGGUUGCGUUGCGGUUGGACUAAGAGUAAUCGUGGGAAAUUUGUUUUAUUUAAUCUGCAGUUGGGUAAAACGGGCUGACCGUGUUGCGGAGUCGGAUCUAUCUUGUAUUGCAGUUCUUUUAGAGGUACACCGAGUGAGCAGAGAUCGACGCAUGGUGAGAUGCCAGUUUGACCUCGCUCAGUUAAACAUUUAAUGAAAUGGCUGGCGCGGUGGAGAUAUUUUGUUCGUUUCACAGAAGCUGCUGUUUUCCAAGGGAAUCCUUGAAGCAAGCGGAGUGAUCCUUUCACAUCCUUUCAUAACAACAUCAAAAUAUCCAUAAAAAUGGGCAACAGUCUAUCGAACAUGUCUGCUUUUCAGUCCUUGCACAUUGUUAUGUUGGGUUUGGACUCUGCCGGCAAAACCACUGUGUUGUACAGACUAAAAUUCAACGAGUUUGUGAACACCGUGCCAACGAUCGGCUUCAAUACCGAACGAAUCAAACUGAGUAACGGGGCCGCAAAGGGCAUCAGCUGCCAUUUCUGGGAUGUUGGGGGACAAGAGAAGCUGCGGCCGCUCUGGAAAUCCUACAGCCGCUGCACGGACGGCAUUAUAUACGUGGUGGACUCUGUAGACGUGGACAGACUGGAGGAGGCGAAAACGGAGCUCCAUAAAGUCACCAAAUUUGCCGAGAACCAAGGAACCCCGCUGCUAGUAAUCGCAAAUAAGCAGGACUUGCCCAGAUCCCUGCCUGUUGCGGAUAUCGAAAAACACCUUGCGCUCCACGAGCUCUCCCCCUCCACCAGCUACCACGUUCAACCGGCUUGUGCUAUCAUAGGCGAGGGGUUAACCGAAGGCAUGGACAAGCUAUACGAGAUGAUCGUGAAACGAAGAAAAUCACUGAAGCAGAAGAAGAAGCAGCAGUCACAGCCGCCACCGCAGCGUUCAUACUGCGAUCGAGGUGCUGAGGAUUUCAGUCGCAGUGAACUUUCUGAAUGAAGCAUUUCUAGACCUGCGCACAUUUGUUUAAACAUUGAAAAUAUCGGGGAGAAUGAGGAAAUGGGAUUCCGCACCCUUUUAACCGAUAGUCCGAGGUUUCGUGCAGCAGCAGUGGAAAUGUCACUUUCGGGGAAGCACACGCACCCCAAUAUUAGCAGAGCAGACGGCGGAGUAAACCCAGGACGUGUUCUGCUGUCCGUUGAUUGCUUUAUUAAUGGUAUUCAUUUAGUCUGCAGUGAUCCAUAUUUUGUUCCUGAAAUUAUUACUGACGUCACCCCCGAGUCACUGUCCAUUGAUUGGUGGGAUGUGUGUUUACAAAUCAAUUAAAAUAAUAACAUUUUAUUUAUUAAAAUGUGAAGAUAAUAGAUUUCCGUUUUUAGUAUAAUAUAUAGGAUUGCUUUAUUUUAUUUUUUUACAGAUUGGGAAUUUCAUUGUGAAGAGUUAUUCUUGAUUUGCCUUUUUCUCUACCCUGUUAUGUCUCCAAUUGUUUACUUUUUUAAUGCAGAUAACUGGAAGGGUCACUUUAUGAUCAUCAGCCACAGGUUUUAAAACUCUACUUUGUCUACUGUUCUAUUUUCACUAAGGAAGUCCACUGUGUGUUUUCCAUCUGUUACAUUAUAAAUCUCUGUAAGUUAUGGUGUGCUGCUUGUGUAAAAAGCCUUGUGGUGGUCCCCACCAUUAAAAGGAGUGAUAUGAAAAUGAAAUUGUCACAGUGAUGAUGCCUGUAUAUUACACAAUCCAGUAAAAACAAACACAUACCAAAUCCUAUGUGAAUGUUUAAUCCUGUAAGAUGUUAUAGGAUUUACAUAUACUGUAUAUAUUUCACAUGACUCAUUUUAAUCUUUUUGAAAUCCUGUUGGAUUUUAUGAGCUGGCAAAGAUGAUUUUUUGCCAGGUAACCUAAUGGAGAGGGUAUUCUGUAACUCACUAUUGUACUGUAUUGCCCGGGGCAUUCAUGAAACAGAGUUUAAUUUACAAAUACUUUCAGAAAAAUAUGGUAUUGACUGUGGCACCAUUUCUGUGUAUUGAUUAUAUUAUUAUUAUUUUUUUUUUUUUUUGCACUUUUGUAGUACAACACUGUAAAAUGAAUAGUGGGUCAAAUGAUCCAAAAAAACUACUGCAGUAUUUUUUAUAUUAAAGUAUUUAAAUUGUAUACACAUACAUUCUAAUGUUACUGUCUGAAACACAACUGUAAGCAUUUCUAUGUUUUUCAUGUUUUGUACCUGGUAACUGGGCUAAUCCUGAUUACCUUAGCUUGUUUUCACCAGAUGCCAUUAAGUCAUUUCCUUUUUAAGGCAUAUCAUUUGAUUUGUUUUUUCAAUAAAAAAUGUUUUAAGAUAUUAUACGUAUCAUUCAAA
Molecule: messenger RNA, 2738 nt
Organism: Polypterus senegalus (gray bichir)
Lineage: Eukaryota; Metazoa; Chordata; Cladistia; Polypteriformes; Polypteridae
Product: ADP-ribosylation factor-like protein 4C
Exons: 2
Coding region: 728-1381 (217 amino acids)
Biological process (GO): intracellular protein transport; endocytic recycling
Cellular component (GO): cytoplasm
Molecular function (GO): GTP binding; GTPase activity
Source: RefSeq, a predicted model, not a curated record